This is a messenger RNA of Vigna radiata var. radiata (mung bean), 1377 nucleotides long. Its product is annotated as transmembrane protein 120 homolog. Bases 137 to 1198 code for a protein of 353 amino acids. Gene Ontology annotation, cellular component: membrane. NCBI's taxonomy places the organism in Eukaryota, Viridiplantae, Streptophyta, Magnoliopsida, Fabales, Fabaceae. The transcript has 10 exons. The record is from RefSeq and is a predicted model, not a curated record.
GGGAAAAUGUAAGAUUGGAUUGGUGUGGAGUUGUUUGUUGCGUUGCGUUGCGUGUGCGUGCGUAUCAGUGUCAGUAUCAGUAUCAGUGAGGGUGGGUGCGUGAGCGUGAGCUUGAGCGUUUGCGCUGGUGGCUGCAAUGGAAGAAUCGUCGAUUGAGGAAUCAGUGGCGAGUGUGAUCGAAGAAGCGAAGGAGGUUCAGGAAGCAGUUUCUGCGCACAUCUCUAAAGUUACCUCCGACGAGGAACCUCUCCGCCAGCGUGUCCGUCUCGUCGAUUCCAGAAUCCACUCGCUCCGUUCCUCUCUCGAUUCUCUUCUCUCCAACAAACUCAUCGCUCCGUCUUUAGCCGAUAAGUUGGAUGAAGAUUUGCAGAGAGCCAGAUGCAUCAUCGUCGACGGUGAAGCUUCUUCGCUUCUCCCUGGCCAUGCACAAGGAAGCUUUUUGAGGAUGUUUCUUGGACCUAUCAACGUGCGUGCCUCCAAGAAGGAUGUUCAGCUCAAGGUCAAAGAAGAAUACAACAGUUACAGGGAUAGAACUGCCCUGCUUUUCUUGCUUUUUCCGUCAACCCUGCUUAUACUAAGAUCUUGGGUUUGGGCCGGAUGCUUGCCAGCUUUUCCUGUUCAGAUGUACCAGGCCUGGCUGCUUUUCCUUUACACUGGUUUGGCAUUGCGAGAGAACAUUUUGAGAGUCAACGGAAGUGAUAUUCGUCCUUGGUGGAUAUAUCAUCAUUAUUGUGCUAUGAUAAUGGCCCUCGUAAGUCUCACUUGGGAGAUUAAAGGACAGCCUGAUUGUUCAAAAAAGCAGAGAGGUGUACAACUUUUCUUACAGUGGGCUAUGAUGCAAGGAGUUGCAAUGCUUUUGCAAAAUAGAUAUCAACGCCAAAGACUUUACACUCGUAUUGCACUGGGAAAGGCUAAGAGGAUGGAUGUUGUGUGGGGGGAAACAGCUGGCGUGGACGGCCAAUUGUGGUUGUUGUGUCCCAUACUCUUCACGUUGCAGGGAUUUGAGGCAUAUGUUGGACUUUUGUUGCUCCGGACUGCAGUUGUUGGGGUUGUUUCUGAGUGGCAGGUAAUAUUUUGCGGUGUUUUGUUGGUCUUAAUGGCUGUCGGGAACUUUGCAAAUACAGUACAGACUCUGAUGGCGAAAUCAAGAUUUAAGGCAAAGAUGAGAAGAACCAAGAGUAAGCAGAGGCUGAAUUAACAAGUUGUCACUUUUUUUUAGCUUUAAUAGGAUCAGGAUUUUUUGCACUCAUUUCAGUUUUGACCACAGUGCAAGCUGGUUAUAAUUUUGGCUUCGUGUAGCUUCAAUCAUAUUUAAUGAGUUUGAGCAUAAACAUAAAUUUGGAUUGAACGAUAAAAUCCUACGAUUUCUGUUGUCCA